Molecule: messenger RNA, 5890 nt
Organism: Equus caballus (horse)
Lineage: Eukaryota; Metazoa; Chordata; Mammalia; Perissodactyla; Equidae
Source: RefSeq, a predicted model, not a curated record
CACUCGGGCGGCCCCGCUGGCUGCCGGCUCUUGCGGCGGUGCCAUCUCGCGGCUUCCCCUUCUCCAAACCUCCUCCAGCCGCUGCACUUGGCAGUGAGAGCGCGUUGUGAAGGCCACCAGGGCGCGCGUGGAUCUGGGCGCUGCGGGGCCGGGAGGUGCGCGCCGCGCAGGCGGGCGAGGAAACGGCUCCCGGCGCUGCGGGCGACCCCUGGGUAAGGCACCCCCCAGCCAGUCUGGGCAAUUAGUGCCCCAGGGCCCGGUACCUGCCUGGGACGGGGGAAGGCAGCGGAGGAAGCGUGGCAUCCGAGACUUUAAACCCAGGACAUAGACCUUCAUUUACAAAUGGGUGUUGUCUGGAAGAAACGAGAAGAUUGGCAGAAUUUUUUUUAAGUACCAAGACUUGACUGUGACAUACUCCGCGCACAUGGCAUUUAUAAGAUGCUCUUUCAGGUGGACCAAGCCCUUGGCCAUAGAUCCCUGGUCACUUAUACUCAUUCUCUUUUCUGUACAACAUGUGUAUGGGAGCGGAAAGAAGUUUAUUGGUCCUUGUGGAGGAAGAGAUUGCUCUGCUUGCCGGUGUUUUCCUGAAAAGGGGUCUAGGGGUCAACCCGGACUCCCAGGGUUGCAGGGCCCUAUUGGACCCCUGGGACCUCCAGGACCCAUUGGAAUUCCAGGAGAGAAAGGGAGGAGAGGUGACAGUGGCCCUCCUGGAGCAGCAGGUGACAAAGGAGAUAAGGGUCCAACUGGUGUCCCCGGAUUUCCAGGUUUAGACGGCAUACCUGGGCACCCAGGCCCUCCUGGACCCAGAGGCACACCUGGCAUAAAUGGCUACAAUGGCUCAAGAGGUGAUCCAGGGCUUCCAGGAGAAAGAGGCGCUCCUGGCCCAGGAGGCCCCCCAGGCCUUCCUGGGGCAAAUGGAGAAAAAGGAAAUUCAGUCUUCAUUUUUGGUGCCAUUAAAGGUAUUCAGGGUGACAGAGGGGACCCAGGACCUCCUGGCUUACCAGGAUCAAGGGGCUCCAGAGGACCAGUGGGCCCAGUGGGAUAUCCGGGAGCGCCGGGGUUAACAGGACCUCCGGGCCAUCCUGGGAGUCCAGGUUUGAAGGGUAAUCCUGGCGUGGGAGUAAAGGGGCAAAUGGGAGACCCGGGUGAGAUUGGCCAGCAAGGUUCUCCGGGACCCACCCUGUUGGUACAGCCACCUGAUUUUAGUCUCUAUAAAGGAGAAAAGGGUAUAAAAGGAAUGCCUGGAAUGAUUGGACCUCCGGGACCUCCUGGACCCAAGGGAGUCCCUGGUACUGGAGAAAAAGGAGAGAAAGGUGUUCCUGGGUUUCCAGGACCUCGGGGUAACCCUGGUUCCUAUGGAUCUCCAGGUUUUCCAGGAUUAAAGGGGGAACCAGGACUGUCUGGAGAGCCUGGGCCAUUUGGAUUUCUUGGUCCAAAGGGGGAUCCUGGAUAUCGCGGGGACCCAGGGCCACCAGGUGUUUUGACAACUCCCUCUCUUCCACUGAAAGGCCCUCCAGGGGAUCCAGGGUUUCCUGGCCGCCAUGGAGAAGUGGGGGCUAUUGGACCACCUGGUCCCCCUGGUCACUCAGGUAGCCCAGGGGAAGCCUGUGCAGGCAUGAUGGGACCCCCUGGGCCACGAGGGUUUCCUGGUCAUCCAGGAUUUCCAGGGGCAGCUGGUAUUCCUGGGAGAGCUGAUUCUGCUCCAGGAAAGUCAGGGAACCCGGGACCACCUGGGUUGCCUGGAGCACCAGGGCGGCAGGGACCUCCAGGAUCAGACGCUAUAUAUUGUACUGCUGGGCACCCUGGACCACAAGGAAUGAAAGGCAAAGUGGGUCCUCCAGGAAGAAGAGGCUCAAAAGGUGAAAAAGGAAGCAUGGGGCUCUGUGCCUGCCAGCCCGGUCCCAUGGGCCCACCAGGCCCUCCAGGACUUCCUGGGAGGCAGGGUAGUAAGGGAGACUUGGGCCUCCCUGGGUGGCUUGGAGAAAAAGGUUACCCAGGCCCUCCUGGUGCAGAAGGAUCUCCAGGGCCACCAGGAAAACCUGGUGCUUCAGGACUACCUGGCAGCAAAGGAGAAAAGGGCGACAUGGUUGUAUCAAGAGUUAAAGGGCGCAAAGGAGAAAGAGGUCCUGAUGGGCCCCCAGGAUUUCCAGGACAGCAAGGACAACAUGGUCGGGAUGGUCGCGCUGGAGAAAAAGGGGAUCCAGGACCCCCAGGGGAUCAUGAAGCUGCAGCCCCAGGUGAUCGAGGGUUUCCUGGACCGCCGGGCCCACCUGGCAGAGCAGGACCUAGGGGUCCUCCAGGACUGGGAUUUCCUGGUCUACCGGGACAGAGAGGGCCACCAGGAGCUCCAGGCCGCCCGGGCAGCAGGGGCCCUGAGGGCGUGAAGGGUCAGAAAGGUGAUACAAUUCCUUGUAACGUAACCUACCCAGGGAGGCCAGGCCCUCCAGGCUUUGAUGGACCUCCAGGUCCAAAGGGAUUUCCAGGUCCUCGGGGCGCUCCUGGGCUGAGGUGUUUGGAUGGGGUUAAAGGUCAGCGUGGCCAACCAGGACUAUCAGAAAUACCUGGUCCACCUGGCUUUCGUGGUGACAUAGGCGAUCCAGGUCUUAGAGGUGAAAAGGGGUCCUCCCCUGUGGGGCCCCCAGGCUCUCCAGGGUCACCUGGGGUGAAUGGUCAGAAAGGAAUUCCCGGAGACCCUGCUUAUGGCCACCCAGGACCCCCGGGAAGGAGGGGUCCUUCAGGGAUGCCAGGGUUGAAAGGACUCAGAGGUGAUCCAGGACGUCCAGGAGCUGCAGGGCCAGCUGGCAUGCCCGGAUUCCCGGGUCUCAAAGGUCCCAAAGGCAGAGAGGGAAGUGCUGGGUUUCCAGGUAUCCCAGGUCCACCUGGCCAUUCCUGUGAAAGAGGCGCUCCAGGGAUCCCAGGGCAACCGGGCCUCCCUGGGGCUCCAGGCAGUCCAGGUGCCCCAGGUUGGAAAGGACAGCGAGGGGAUGUGGGGCCUCCUGGACCAGCUGGAAUGAAGGGCCUCCCUGGAGUCCCGGGACGGCCUGGGGCAGACGGACCCCUGGGACCACCAGGAGUCCCAGGCCCCUUUGGGGAUGAUGGACUACCUGGCCUUCCAGGCCCAAAGGGACUCCAGGGGCUGCCUGGCUUCCCAGGGUUUCCAGGAGAGAGAGGAAAGCCUGGUCCAGAGGGACAACCUGGCCGAAAGGGAGAAAUUGGAGAGAAGGGUUGGCCUGGCUUCCUGGGAGACCCGGGACUGAGAGGAGCCAAAGGAUCGAGAGGACCCCCAGGAGAUGAAGGAGAAGUGGUUAUAAUUCCCAGAAAGGGGGAAACCGGGGAUCCUGGACCUCCUGGAGAUGGUGGAUUCCCAGGAGAAGGAGGUGAUAAAGGCAAUCCUGGGAUGCAAGGGAGCAGAGGAGAGCCGGGAAGACACGGACCACCUGGAUUUCACAGAGGAGAGCCUGGUAGAAAUGGGCAGCCGGGGCUUCCUGGACCCCCAGGCCCUCCAGGCUCCCCGGGGCUGAGAGGGAUCAUUGGUUUUCCAGGAUUUCCAGGUGACCAGGGUCAGCCGGGUUCUCCAGGGCCCCCUGGACUUUCAGGAGUUGAUGGAAGGAGAGGACCUAAAGGAAACAAAGGUGACCUUGCAAGUCAGUUUGGCCCCCCUGGUCCAAAUGGUGAGCCAGGUAGCCCUGGAUGUCCAGGACAUUUUGGAGCUCCUGGAGAGCAGGGCUUGCCUGGUGUUCAAGGAUCCAGGGGACCACCUGGAAGACCAGGACUGCCUGGCUCCUCUGGACCACCAGGGUGUCCAGGUAAUCAAGGGGUGCCUGGGCUGGAAGGACAUCCAGGAGAGAUGGGGGAUCCUGGGCCAAGAGGCCUCAUGGGGGAUCCAGGGACACCAGGUCUUCCGGGAAUAAAAGGUCCCCCAGGGUCACCCGGCCUGAAUGGCUUGCAUGGUUUAAAGGGUCAGAAAGGAAGCGAAGGCGCUUCAGGUUUGCAUGAAGUGGGUCCACGCGGCCCAGUGGGAAUACCUGGGCUGAAAGGGGAGACGGGAGACCCCGGGAGCCCAGGAAUUUCUCCUCCAGGGCUUUUUGGAGAAAAAGGUCCUCCAGGGCCCCCAGGGAGACCUGGACCACCUGGCCCUGCAGGUGCCACAGGAAGAGCUCCUACGGGUGACAUUCCUGACUCGGGUCCACCUGGAGAUCAGGGACCUCCUGGCCCCGAUGGUCUGAGAGGAACACCUGGGCCUCCCGGCCCCCCUGGGAGUGUCGACCUUCUGAGAGGGGAACCAGGUGACCGUGGUCUUCCAGGGCCACCAGGUCCCCCAGGCCCCCCAGGCCCUCCAGGACACAAAGGCUUCCCAGGGUGUGAUGGAAAAGACGGCCAGAAAGGACCCAUGGGAUUCCCGGGGCCGCCGGGGCCACCUGGACUUCCUGGGCCACCUGGAGAGAAGGGUUUGCUGGGACCUCCAGGGAGACAGGGGCCCUCUGGCCCUCCGGGUUCCAGAGGUGAACCUGGGCCACCUGCAGAUGUGGAUUCCUGCCCCCGAAUCCCGGGGCUUCCUGGGGUACCAGGCCCAAGAGGCCCAGAAGGAGAGAUGGGGCCCCCUGGAAUGAGGGGCCCCCCAGGACCAGGGUGCAAAGGAGAGCCUGGGCUGGAUGGCAGGAGGGGCGAGGAUGGCAUCCCUGGGUCUCCCGGGCCUCCAGGACACAAAGGUGACAUGGGAGAAGCUGGCUGCCCUGGAGCACCAGGCCCUCCUGGGCCCACUGGGGAUCCUGGGCCCAAAGGGCUUGGCCCUGGAUACCUCAGUGGCUUCCUCCUGGUUCUCCACAGUCAGACAGAUGGAGAGCCCACCUGCCCCGUGGGCAUGCCCAAGCUCUGGACGGGCUAUAGUCUGUUAUACCUGGAAGGGCAGGAGAAAGCUCACAAUCAAGACCUCGGCCUGGCGGGAUCUUGCCUUCCUGUGUUUAGUACACUGCCCUUUGCCUACUGCAACAUCCACCAAGUGUGCCACUAUGCCCAGAGAAAUGACAGAUCCUAUUGGCUGGCCAGCGCUGCACCCCUGCCCAUGAUGCCACUCUCGGAAGAGGAGAUCCGCCCCUACAUCAGCCGCUGUGCUGUGUGUGAGGCCCCGGCUCAGGCGGUGGCGGUGCACAGCCAGGACCAGUCCAUCCCCGCGUGUCCGCGGACCUGGAAGAGCCUUUGGAUCGGGUACUCAUUCCUGAUGCACACAGGAGCUGGGGACCAAGGAGGAGGGCAGGCCCUCAUGUCACCUGGCAGCUGCCUGGAGGACUUCAGAGCGGCACCAUUCCUUGAAUGCCAAGGCCGGCAGGGCACUUGCCACUUUUUUGCAAAUGAGUAUAGCUUCUGGCUGACAACAGUGAAACCCGACUUGGAGUUCUCCUCGGCACCAUCACCAGACACCUUAAAAGAAAGCCAGGCCCAGCGCCAGAAAAUCAGCAGGUGCCAGGUCUGUCUGAAGUAUGGCUAGAGAACCCACAAUUCGCCAUCAUGUCGCCAACAGACACCUUCCUAGGGGGCUAAGCCUUCCUAGGCUGUGCUAAGAGAUUUAAUGGUGCUCAUUUCAGACUCCAGCCUCAGCUGUUCCUUCUGUUUCAAUGUGGUUAUUUCCACAGUACUGUAAUUCCUUCCUCUGUUCAGGAUGGAUUAAGCAAAUGCUACACGUAUGGAUUUGCUUGGACUUACCAAUCUAAAUGAAACCCAGAUAUUUGUAUUUUAUUAAGCAUGGUGGAAGAGCUGGCUUUAUUUAAAAAUAUGCUAAUUCACAGCAAGGCAAAUAGAUGAUAAAGGCCAGAUUACAAAUUACAUUACUGAAAACUUCAUUCAUUGGUUAAUAGCACCUCAAACAAGUGAAGUCAAUUACUCUAUAAUAGAG